Molecule: messenger RNA, 1395 nt
Organism: Aspergillus calidoustus
Lineage: Eukaryota; Fungi; Ascomycota; Eurotiomycetes; Eurotiales; Aspergillaceae
Source: the annotation of a GenBank genome assembly
AUGGACGACCAGGUGGGGACCAAUGAACAGUGUUCGAAACCGCCCAACGGAAUAUCAAACGGCGAUCUAUUGAGGCGAGGAGCCCAGACGAGGGAAGACCAGUAUAGUCAUUGGCAUAUGUGCUUCCCAAUAUUUGAGUCAGGGGAGACCAACCCAUCCAACUUACUUCGAAGCCGAUCAUCAUCGCCGAGCCCGCAUCUCCUAUUACCUUUCGAUAUCAGUCACUCCAGCCCAGACAGUCAGUACACAGCCGAAGACGUUCGCUCUCAUAAUGGUAGUGACACUACCCUUGAGUUGCUCCACCCUGUCCCGAGACAAAGUCCGUACACCUUGACCAGCUACUUCGCCUCUGAGAAAUUCCCAGAGACGGCCCCGGUGUUUGGCACGGUAGGGAGCCAAGUCGAUGAACGCAUGUGCGAGAAUAGCAGUCAUCUGAUGCGAGGUUCUGGCUGGACAAACACCGACCUGCCCUACCCAUGUUCUCUCCAGGACCCAAAGUCUUCCGGCACAACGUCCGCACCCGGGGUGACGGAUGCUUAUGCCUCAAAAACAGUGGACAGCACAUACUCUAAUCCCUUGAUGCCAUCAUGGACUUCCCUCAAGCCUCAAGUGCCCUGGGAUGUGCAACGACACAAUGCCAGUCAGGAUGAAGAGAGUGUUGAGUGGAAUCCCACGCGCAUUCAGGGGAGCCUCGUCCAGCAGAAUGAUCAACUCAAUCAAAUCCCUUCCCCAUCUGACGAUGCAAAUGGCCUCCCAUGGAUAGGAAAUAUGCCCCCGACUUAUAUCCAACCUUCAUCACUUCUAGAUCCGUUCAGCUCGACCUGCCCCAGUUCUCGGUACUCGACUGACAGCUCCAACACAUUUUUCGAGAACAACAACCUUCAAUGUUUCGAUGAUAGUCUUGCUUUCCAGAGCGGUCCACGACCGAACGAAAUACCAGGUGCCCUUCUCGAGAGCCAUGGAUAUUCACCAUAUCAGUCAUGCGCUCCAAAUCGAAGAGUCCCCUGGACGAGUGAUGCCAGAAACGCAUUACUAAUAGAUUACAAGCGUCGGGGCUUGUCCUACAAGGACAUCAAGCGGAUCGGCGGAUUCAAAGAAGCCGAGUCAACGCUCCGUGGCAGGUUCCGAACAUUAACCAAGUCCAAAGAGCAGCGUGUGCGAAAGCCUCAGUGGCAGGAGAAUGAUAUCAGACUCUUAUGUGAAGCUGUCGAAGCGUGCUCGGACUCUCGCAAGCAUAGCCCCUGCAUCUCCACAUGCAGGUCGAGGCGAUCGGGUUCUGCACCCAAGGUGUCAUGGAAGAAGGUUGCCCAGUACAUAUGGGCUCACGGAGGCUCGUACCACUUUGGUAAUGCCACAUGCAAGAAGAAGUGGUGUGAAGUGCAGCAAAAGAGGUGA